This is a messenger RNA of Gavialis gangeticus (Gharial), 2675 nucleotides long. It is a transcript of the gene THG1L, whose product is annotated as tRNA-histidine guanylyltransferase 1 like. Bases 29 to 898 code for a protein of 289 amino acids. The record is from RefSeq and is a predicted model, not a curated record. Gene Ontology annotation, molecular function: tRNA guanylyltransferase activity; magnesium ion binding. The transcript has 6 exons. NCBI's taxonomy places the organism in Eukaryota, Metazoa, Chordata, Crocodylia, Gavialidae. Gene Ontology annotation, biological process: tRNA modification.
UCCGGUGGGAGCGCUUCCGGGUGAGGGCAUGAGGCUGUGGGCACUGGCGGGCGGCGAGCGGGCGAGGCUGAGCGGCAGCGUGGCCUCCAUGGCCAAGAGCAAGUUCGAAUACGUGCGGGCCUUUGAGGUGGACGACGCCUGCCUGCCCAACACCUGGGCCGUGGUGCGCCUGGACGGCCGCAACUUCCACCGGUUUUCUGAGAAGCAUGGCUUCACGAAGCCCAACGAUGACCGUGCCCUGCAUUUGAUGACCAAGUGUGCCCAGACGGUGAUGGAAGAGCUGGAGGAUAUCACCAUUGCGUAUGGACAGAGUGAUGAAUACAGUUUUGUUUUUAAGAAGAAAAGCAACUGGUUUAAAAGAAGAGCAAGUAAGUUCAUGACCCACGUAGUCUCCCAGUUUUCCUCCAGCUAUGUCUUCUACUGGAAGGAUUAUUUUAAGGACCAGCCACUUCUGUAUCCGCCAGGAUUUGAUGGAAGAGUUGUGCUAUACCCCAGCAACCAGAAUUUAAAGGACUACCUCAGCUGGAGACAAGCUGAUUGCCACAUUAAUAACCUCUACAAUACAGUAUUUUGGAUGCUUGUGCAGCGAAGUGGCUUGACUCCAGUACAAGCACAAAAUAGAUUACAGGGAACUUUGGCUGGAGAUAAGAAUGAAAUUUUAUUUUCUGAAUUCAACAUUAACUACAACAAUGAGCCCUUGCUGUAUAGGAAAGGAACUGUACUAAUAUGGCAAAAGGUUAAUGAGGUCACUACAAAAAGAAUCCAAUUUCCAAAGGAAACUGAAGAGAAGGAAGUUGAAGUGACACGUACCAGGAAUAAAGUUGUCCCGCUGCACUGUGACAUUAUUGGGGACCAGUUCUGGGAAGAGUAUCCUGAAAUCCUGGCUGAUGACAGCUGAAAUUCCCAGUUUGAAUUUAGGUGUAAAGAACAGUUUUAUAGUUUAAUCUAUGGAGAACCUUUGUGAACUGAAGAGCGUGGCAGGUUGGCUGGAAUAAUUUAACCUUGUAACCUUUAUUGUGAAAGGUAUUGAAAUCUUAAAAAUAACACUGUAUCCUUGUUUGUAGUGUAAAUAGAUCCUCCAGCAGAAGCUAGAAUCAGGUUCUUUUCAAAACGGCAAGAACCCUUUGUGAAUGACCAGAUUGACCCUUGUAAGGCUACAUUUGCCUCAAGACUGAUUACUGUAUUAUAAUGUAUUUAUGUAGCAUCCUGGGCAUUAAAGUCACAGGCUGCUUUAUACAGUUGGUUAAAAUAACAUCAUUUACUCUUUAGAACAGCGUAAAACAACAGAAAAACUGUUUCUUUAGAUUUGUUUAUAACCAUGAAGCAAAUUGGAGUAUGUAGGGUAGUGCUUUUAAAUUAAAUGCCAAGACUGUGGAGGUCAGUAACAAAAUAUUCAAGAACUGUAUAUCUCAGGCCUGUAUCAGAAUAAUAUGACACAGAACACCAAUUUAUAAAGGGCAACUUUUUAAUGUACUUCUCUAAUGUAAAUUACGUUUGUAAUUUUUUUUAAAUAUACAGACAUGUAAUUAUCUCCCCUCCCCGGUUACCCUCGGUAUGUUUAUUGCUCAGACUUCAGCAUCACUGUGACUUUAUUAGUAAUUAGGAGAGGUCUCAAAUGGCCAAACUAUAAUCACAUUCUUAUAUAGGCUUGCAUCCUAGCAGGAGGUGUGUGGGGGUCACGCGCUCAUUUUCUGCUGCCUCGGAAACCACCUGACUCCUGCUGUUCAGGAUAGUGAAAGCUAGUGGUGCUAGGAGAGAAGCUGGUGGUUACCUGUGGUGAGGAAGUUUGAAAGGGCUUGUAUUGUUCUGCAUCUCCUUGUAGGUGACCCUUCCAGCCAGUUACAGGAAGAAGGGGAAGAGACCUGGACUGAUUGUAGCAGUAGGGGAGUUUGCUGUGGUGAGUGUGUCUGAAGGGGUUGGUUGCUGUGCUGAUUUAACUACCAGCUGCAGGCAGGCUAUUUACCAAAACAGUUGAAUCAGUACAGUCCUUGAUGGGGACAAAAGUAUAUCAAUUAUGUCCAUGUUCUUGGAAAUUUAGGGAAAUCAACUAUAUUGGCUUAGGUACCUUUUAUAUCAGUAUAAGUGCAUUCGCAUCAAGGCGUUGUAGUGUUUAAACUAUAUUGCCUUAAAAAAACAACAGUUAAAGCAUCACAAAACUGACUUGGAAAGAGAGAAUUCAGUUCAUGCUCUGGGACUGGGUCUAGAGACUGGAAGCAUGGAGCGAACGUGACUUGGUUGAUCAGCAUUCCAGCCAUUUCUUUCCACUGGAAAGUCUCUGAUUUACAGCAAUACACUUUUCUUGGGUGUGUCUACAUGUGUGCUUUAAUGUGCAUUAGCUUAUUUUAAUGCGUAUUAAAGCAUCACAAAAAACAGUGUGCUUCUGCUAAUGUGCACUAAAAUAGGCUGAUGUGCCUUGUUGUAGUACUUCAGAAUGGAGGUACUAAAUUUAAUGUGUGUUAACAAACGCGUAUUAAUGCAGGUGUAGAUGCGCCGGCUACUGUUACUUAUUCACAACCUGUUUGGAAAAGCUCUUAAUAAAUACUUACUGAUCCAUGGUAUCUUAUUACUAUGGACAUCCCCUAUCCUCUACCUUUCCUACUACAGCAGUGGGGUUAGGCCUGAAGAAAAAGCCCCUUUUAAGCCAUUUGGAUCAUAAACAGUUUAAAUAUACAUAA